AUGACGACAUUCUUGUUUCCAUUACUAGCAGCCUUCCUCAUCAACGUAAGAGGUGAUGGAGAGGUUAGCACCAAGUUGGGACCAACAGUUGUGCACAUAGGCUGGAAGGUCGACUUCGCCGAUCAAUCAGUUCUAUUUACUGUGACACAGGCUCGCACACCUCUCACCUACGUGAUCAUUGGAUUUUCCGAUCAUGGUUUUUACAAUAAUUCAGAUAUUUGCAUUUAUCGAGGAGGAAAAUUAAGGGACGGUUACAUCGACGGACGUUUUCAAAUACAGUUUGAUCGAAGUCAGGAUUGUCAACUGGAGAAGAGGCAAGGAAACAGAUUUCAAUUCCGGAGACGAUUCACCACAUGCGAUCCAAAGGACUUUGCCUUCGAACCAGGCACGACACAAUUUAUUAUCGCAGGAGGAUACGAGUUUACGCGGGAUUUUAGCAGCAGUACCGUAAUGAAGGACCUACGCUAUGGACUUCUCAUCGAUUUGGAUGCUGACUCCACAAACUCACUGGAAUCGGAAGGAGCACAUUUUAAAAUCCUGGCUGAUAAUGCGCUUAUUCCUAACGUAGUCACAACGUAUUGGUGUGUCAUCAAACGAAUACCAGCUGUCCUAAGCGUCCAGAAGCAUCAUAUUAUUCAGAUAAAUCCAUACAUUAAAAAGGGCAACGAGAAUCUUGUCCAUCACAUGGAAAUUUUCCGUUGCGAAACCGACUACGAAGAAGAAUACAGUGGAUAUUGUGACGGUUUAACGAUGUCAGCAACAGCAAGGUCCUGCAGUCACGUAAUUGCUGCUUGGGCCAUGGGAGAAGGGCCAAUUUAUUUCCCGCCUGAAGCUGGUCUCCCUCUAGGUGGCGAAUACGGUAAGGACUAUAUAAAGGUGGAGAUCCACUACAAUAAUCCUGGUUUGUUGUCUGGUGUGGUUGAUAAUUCUGGAUUUGAACUCGUUGUAACAACAGAACUCAGAGAAUACGAUGCAGGAAUUCUGGAAAUUGGUCUUAUAUAUUCUGAUGCUAACUCCAUUCCUCCUGGUCAAUCUGCGUUUCCACUGACCGGGCACUGUGUAGCAGAUUGUACAAGUAGGUUACCCUCCGGGGGAAUCCAUAUUUUUGGAUCGCAACUCCAUGCGCAUUUGUCUGGUCGAAAAAUUUUCACAAGUCAUUAUCGACAUGGUGUGAAGAUAGGUGAAAUCAAUCGUGACAACCACUACAGUCCUCACUGGCAGCAUAUUGUCUUCAUCCGUCCAUACGUUCACGUUAUGCCUGGUGAUGUACUUUCGACCACCUGCGUUUACGAGACACUCUCUAAGGAUGUGAUGACUCUGGGAGGAUACGGGAUCGAAGACGAAAUGUGUGUUAAUUAUGUCUACUACUUCCCUGCAGCGGAAGUAGAAGUUUGCAAAUCAGCAAUAGACAACACGACAUUGCACAACUACUUCAAACAUGAGCAUGGUAUCAACAAUUGGGAUCUCCCCAUCCACGUGAAGUAUGAAAGUGUGGAUUGGACCGACGAAAAUGCGUUGUCUUUGAAAGAGUUGUAUGCGGUAGCUCCUCUGAACAUGCACUGUUAUCGAAACGACGGAUCGCUGUUCCCGAAUCAUCCAACGAACUGGACUGCAGUACCAAGACCAAGAAUCUUUACAGCUCCAUUCCUGAAUAACCUCCACCUUCUGGGAUUCGCAAGAAUGUUCCUACGUCUUCUCAUCCUCACAGCUGUUUACGUGCAUGUGUACGCCGACGCCAAUGAUGCUAAUAACGGGAUUUCUUGCUCCUUCUGCAGAGCUGGACUAGCUAGCAUGACAGCCACCAUUCAGUCUAAUCCGGAUCUCAUGGGUCAGUUGGGCGACACGAUUUCACAAGGAUGUGACCAGGUCCCAAAUGAGUUACAGCGACGUGCAUGCAGAAUAACCCUAGACGACAAUUUUCCGCUUUUCCUUCAGAAUUUCUUACAACAACCCGGCACAACUUCUGGAGAUUUUUGCAAGGAUAUGGGCUAUUGCUAA
Molecule: messenger RNA, 1998 nt
Organism: Necator americanus (New World hookworm)
Lineage: Eukaryota; Metazoa; Nematoda; Chromadorea; Rhabditida; Ancylostomatidae
Exons: 19
Coding region: 1-1998 (665 amino acids)
Biological process (GO): octopamine biosynthetic process; norepinephrine biosynthetic process; dopamine catabolic process
Cellular component (GO): secretory granule membrane
Molecular function (GO): dopamine beta-monooxygenase activity; copper ion binding
Source: RefSeq, a predicted model, not a curated record